Messenger RNA from Leucoraja erinaceus (little skate), 6227 nucleotides. RefSeq names its product prominin-1-A-like. NCBI's taxonomy places the organism in Eukaryota, Metazoa, Chordata, Chondrichthyes, Rajiformes, Rajidae. Bases 937 to 3384 code for a protein of 815 amino acids. The record is from RefSeq and is a predicted model, not a curated record. Gene Ontology annotation, molecular function: cholesterol binding. Gene Ontology annotation, cellular component: prominosome; cilium; microvillus. The transcript is spliced from 25 exons.
GUGUACAGAUGCAGGAUAAAGUGCAUAACAUUUAGUGCAAGAUAAACUCCAGUAAAGUCUGGUUAAACUGAGUCGUAGGAACAUGAGAUGCUGUUCCUCCAGUUUGCCUCCACCUGACAUUGUGUCCAGUACAGACAUUGUGGGCUGAAGGGCCUGUUCCUGUGCUGUACUGUUCUAAGUUCUAUGUUCUAUACCUGCUUCGGAUUGUAUUGUUUUAUGAACAGAGUCCAGAUUCUUCAGAACCCCUGCUUAGCUUUGAAUGUCACAUAUUCCGGAGUUACAGUCAGAUCAUAGCCGCAAUCUCACUAAACGACAAUGCAGUCUGGAAGGGCUGAAUAUCCUUCUUGUCUCCUCAGGCGAUCACCCCGCUGAGAAGCAAAUAGACAAGGGCCCAGUUAACGUUGGUUCUCAGCAGAGUGAAACUUAGCCCGAGGCAGGCGGGAUCUGUGUUCUUUGUGGAAGUUUACACUAUUGUGUACUUGUUGGUCACCUGAUUAUAAUACGGACAUUAUCAAGAUUUGGAGGAAGCACAAAUCUGGGCUGUGACACUGACAGUGUAAACGGCAACCGAGGCAUGUGGUAGAAGUGGACUUUAACUCUUCAGACCACCACACCCUUCCCGAAGCGAUGAGGAAACACAUCUCGACAUACGGAUCCUCGUGAAACAGCUUGAAAGAGGAAAUUACUUUCUAAAAAUGCUGAACCAUCGAGCAAAAUCUGAGAGGUAAAUCAUUUACUAAGGGAACGAACAGAACGGGGUUUUGCUGAGGAGCUGAACAGAAUAGCUUUGUGAAUCAAACUCCAUCCCAGACGCUCAGUCCAGCCUUUGCAGCUUUAAACCAAACACCCCUGGCAGGGAGAGAGAGUUCUCACCCAGACAAGGCGUGCCUGUGAAGAGGGAAGAGAGAUUUGCUAACGUUGGCGGAUCCCUUUGCGAUGGCCAUGGCUUUCUGGAGGCUCCUGUCUCCUUUCAGAUGUGAACUGGCGGUGCUUGCCAUCCUUGCCUUCUCAACGUCUGCCUCUUCUGAUCCAGACUGCAAGAAGAUGGAGGGCUUCUCUGCUGAGCUGCCCGAAACUCAGUACAACGAUGACGCCAAACCCAUUCUUGGCGGGAUGGCCACCUUUCACGACAUGGUGCACAGCUUCCUCAACACCGUACAGCCCAACCCCUUCCCAACUGAAAUUAUCAAGUUAUUCGUUGAGAACAUUGAAAUGCUACGAGGAAGCUACACGCAGGUGCUGCAGUACGAGGCUGGAUACAUAGUGUGCGCCAUCAUCGGGAUCCUCCUGUUCGUCCUCUUGCCGCUGGUGGGGCUGUUCUUCUGCUGCUGCCGCUGCUGCGGAAGGUGCGGGGGCGAGAUGUACCAGGAGCUGACCAAGUGGACCAACCGCAAGAGGCGCAUGCUGGCCGUCGUCCUGUUUGUGCUCACUUCCAUCACGCUGGCAGGAAAUGUCUGCAUGUUCAUCACCAACGAAAAGAUAUCGGAAAACAUUCGGGAGAGUGAGGAGCAGCUGAACAACGUGCUGGGAAACAUGAAGAUGUACAUCAAUACCAUCCCGCUUCAAGUCACGACGAUCAUAAACGCCAGCUUUGGCCCGAUGAAAAUUGUCACAGCUAACCUGGACGAUAUUGGUUCGAGUCUUGGUGAAGCCGUCAAGAAGACGUUGGGUGAAAGUGUGUACCCUGCUCUAAUCACAGCGUCAGAGCUGGCACAAGACAUCAACAGAAUGAAUGGCAAGCUGCUUCUGGUGAAUGCCACGGCAGCAAAGCUGAUCCAAGAGCAAGAGAAUCUCCAGCUGAAUCUGAGCGCCAUCAAACAGGACAUCCGCGACACGUUCACUCGGUGUGGUGCACCUUGUGCCAACAGCCAGGAUCUCGUGGAUGGCCUCAUAGUCCUUCCCAACUUCUCAGAGAUUCCCAACAUGGACAAGGAGAUGGCGGCCAUGAAGUCAGUUGUGAAAUCCGAUCUCCAGUCCUUUGUACAAGAGGGCUACAUAUCGUUUAAUGACACACCAGCCAGGGUAACCAACCAGUCAACGAACAUCGUGUCAGAAGCGAAGGAGAGCGUAAAGGACAUUAAAGCUCAGAUAGAAAACAUCAAACGGGAGUUUCCAUUAUUAAACUCGGUAAAUUCAAUCACUUCUGAGAUCGACUCCAUCAAUAACUCAAUAAAUCAAAACAGGCCAAAGAUCCAGGAGGCAGAUAAAUACAGAUGGAUCGUCUGCAUUGUGCUGUCGUGUAUCAUUCUCCUGAUAGUUGUGUGUAAUUAUUCCGGCCUGCUGAUGGGAACAGCGUUCCUCAAUUCCCACGUGAGCCCCACCCAACGGAGCUCCUCCUCCCACUGUGGGGGCAACUUCCUCAUGGCGGGAGUGGGCUUUAGCUUCAUCUUCUCCUGGCUGCUGAUACUUCUUGUGUUCAUCAUGUUCCUCGUGGGCGGAAAUGUCUACUCGCUGGUGUGCAAGCCCUGGUACAACAAUGAAUUGCUGCAGGCAAUUAAAACCUCUGGACUGAUGGACAAAAUCAACUUAGAAGAGACCCUUGGACUGCAAAGUAAUCUUAACAUCAGCAAUGCGUACCGUGAUUGUCAGAACAACACAUCAGCUUGGAAAGCCCUCAACCUGGAUCAGAACUUUAAUCUGGAUGAGAAUCUAAACAUCAGCCAGUACAAAAGGGAUAUUUAUGUCCAGUUUGAAAAGCUGUCUGUUGAUUUAUCGGAUAUUACGUUGCUGGAUAACGAGGGCAAGAGUAUUAUGAAGGAUGCCUUAAACACUGGCGUUAAAGAUUUAAACUUUACCAGUUUCUCCCAACAGCUGGAGCUGCCGUUAGUUCAGAGGGAUCUCCUCGUUACUGCGGAACAGCUACAGAACCUCUCCAAGAUCCUGCCGGACCCUGAAAAAACUGAGCUCAGCCAAGAGGCAGAAAAACUGAAGCAAUUGAACGAUUGGAUCGAGAGCAAUAUGCUGCCGAAUAUAAAAACAGUGAACGAAAGCAUACGGGACCUGCGAGUAGAUACUUCACAUCUCGAGAUAAUGGUAAACACGACGCUACAGAAGAUAGAAUCUGCCCAAAGUGUCCUCCAGGCGAAAGGGUCAGAUAUCGUUACAAAUGAAUCCAUGUUAUUUGUGGAUUGCCAGCUGGAUUACUUCAGCCAGUACAUCACUUGGACCAAGAAAACGAUUACCGAGGAAUUUGCACAGUGCAGACCAGCAGCCAACGCUUUGGACUCAGUGGCCACCAUCUCAUGCUCCUACCUUAUCGAUUCAUUGAAUGCUUUUUGGUUCAGCAUGGGAUGGAGCACCAUAUUCCUGGUUCCAAGCAUCAUAUUCGCAGUUAAACUGGCAAAGUACUACCGACGUAUGACAUCUUCAGACAUCUAUGAGUAGAAAUGGCGGCCCUCACUUUGAGAUGAGGAAAUUCGAUGAAUGAUCGUGCGUUUUAAAGCCAGACUCGAGGAUCCUCCCAACUUUCCUGCCUCUCUCCCACUGUAUGUGGACCAAGCUCAGCGAGUUGGUAUCUUUGCUUUAGCCUCCUCAUUUCUGUGUUGGAAGCAUAGCAAGCAAGCACCAGAUGAAAUGACAGAAAGUGUCUUGAAGAAUCCCAAUCGUCAAAUCAUCCACGCGACAGCUUAAUCAUUCGUCUUCAUGGAAGCUCCAUGCUACAUCAGCUCAGUACUUCAUCUUCAACCCGAUCGAUUUUCUCCCAGAGGCCACACUGAACUAGCCCUUGACCUGAAGAAGGGUCCCAACCCGAAAUAUCAUCUAUCCACAUCCUCCAGGGAUGCUGCCUGACCCGCUGAAUUACUCCAACACUUGUCCGCCCUUGUCCGACAUGUCUCUGAUCACUGUGUACAAUUUGCCCUUAUCAUGUAAUAAAAAGGAACUCUAUAUGUUGGUUUACACCAAAGAUACACAUAAAAUGUGGGAGUAACUCAGCGGGUCAGGCGGCAUCUCUGGAGAAAAUGGAUCGCCGACGUUUCGGAUCAGGAACCUGCUUCAGACUUAUUGUAAGAUGGGGGAGGGGGGUGUGGGAGGCGAACUGGCAGCAAGUUCUUGAAACUGGGAACUUACUUCCAAAUCCCACCCUCUCCCAAACUCCAAUCAGUCUGAAAAAGGAUCCUGACCUAAAACAUCGCCCAGACAUUUACUCCUGAGAUGCUGCCCGACCACUGAGUUACUCCAGCGUUUGUGUCCGUGUCACAUGCUGUACAAGCCAACCUCCUCCAACAUCUCUCCAAGUGCGUCCCUCGGGAGACUCUGGCCUCUCUUGUCUCAUCCAUCCAGGGAAGCACUUGGAGUGGCUUCCUUGUUGGCUUCUGCUGGUAUCCUCCAAAGAGCCUUGGUCUCCCUGCUCCGUGUGAUCUACUCCAUCAUCAAUCAGAGACUCGCUUUCCCCAGGUGAUCGCCAAGCUCUCUCUCCUCACCACCACCCUGCACUACCUCAGGAGUGGUCGAUUCAGCCCACUCAUGGCUGAUCUAUCUUUCCCUCUCAACCCCAUUCUCCUGCCCUCUCCCCAUAACCUUUGACAACCUUACUAAUCAAGAACCUGUCAAUCUCCACUUUAAAAGUACCCAAUGACUUGACCUCCACUGAUAUCUGUGCCAAUGAAUUCAAUUGAUUCACCACCCCUGACUAAAGAAAUUCCUCCUUAUAUUCUUUCUAAAGGUACAUCCUUUUAUUCUGAGGCUGUGCCCUUGGUCCUAGACUCUCCCACUAGUGGAAACAUCCUCUCCGCAUCUAUCCAGGCCUUUCACUAUUCAGUAAGUUUCAAUGAGGUCCCCCCAUAUCUCCUUUUAAACUCCAGCGAGUACAGGCCCAGUGCUAUCAAAGAUGUGUUCCUAGUGUUUGCUUGUCGCUUCACCCUGCUGUAGAUGUGAUGCCCACAAUAAAAACAAUAUAAGGACAACAGACAUGGAUAUCAUUCCCCACACCCUUAGAAAAACAACAUUGGCACCCAUUCAACCCUGAGGGAAGCUUCAGUGUACCACACAGACAUAUUUACCAGAAUGCUGCCUAGAUUAGAGGGCAUUAGCUAAGGAGAGGGUAGUCAAACUUGGGAUUGUUUUCUCCAAAAUGGCGGGGGGUUGACAGGAGAUCUGUCAGAAAUAUGUAUAAAAUUCUGAGAGGCAUAGAUAGGGCAGACAAUCAGAACCUUUUUUCCCCCCAGGGUGGAAAUGUCAAAGAGGGCAUAGGUUUCAGGUGGGAGGGGCAAAGUUUAAAGGAGAUGUGAAUGUUUUUUUUACGCAGAGGGUGGUGAGCACAUGGAAAGUGCUGCCUGGUGUGCUGGUGGAGGCAGACACAAUAAGGGCAUUGAAGAGGUUUUUAGAUAGGCACGUGGAUAUGCUGGGAAUGGAGGGAUAUGGAUCACAUGCAGGCAGAGAUUCAUUGGUCUCAUAUUCGGCACAUUGUGGGCUGAAGGGCCUGCUCCUGUACUGUGCUUUUUUUAGUUCUAACACCAACACUAUAAUUGCUUGUCUCUUUCGCACACCUAGUUAUGACCCAUUGCUGUCCAACACAAACGCCUUCACUCUGCUUUUGGUCUCUAGCGCUGUGAGGCCACAGCACUACUGCUGCGCCACUAAUUCUAAAAGUGAAGCAGGUUAAAACUAAACUAAACAAUGGUGGAUGUUUAAGAGGCUUUUAGACAGAUGCAUGAACAGCAGGGAAUAGAGGGACACAGCACAUAUGCAGGCAGAUAGGAUCAGUUGGAUUGGAAUCGUGGUCAGUGCAAACAUGAUGAGCUGAUGGGCCUGUUUGUGUUCUAUGUGACCCUACUUCUGAUCCCUUCACUAGUCUUGUUUUGUUUACACUUAUUCAUCAUUUCUGGACCAGUCUUGAAUGGCCUGGCCCGUGCAUUCUGCUACUCCCCAACUAAACCUCGCUGCCUCUCUCUUCCCCUUAUAUCUCCUGCGACAUUGAAACCUACCUCUUUGUCUGCACUGCCACUUUCGUUUGUGAUCUGAUCAAAGAUACUAGAGGACUACUAGCUCUUCUAGCAUCUUUGGGUCUGAUAACAAUAAUUGAGGAUCUUUAGGAGAUUUGACACGUUAAGGCACUUCACCAGAACGGGACCCGAAACGUCACCCAUUCUUUCUCUCCAUAGACGUUGCCUGUCCAGCUGAGUUACUCCAGCAUUUUCUGUCUAUGUUGUGGCUGAACAGUGUACGUGGUUUUAAAUGGAGCUCAUGAGAAAAUAAAUGUAAAUAAACAGCACUUUCGUUUGGAUAUU